Oppiella nova is the source of this 678-nucleotide messenger RNA. Lineage: Eukaryota; Metazoa; Arthropoda; Arachnida; Sarcoptiformes; Oppiidae. The record is from the annotation of a GenBank genome assembly.
AUGCCACUAUACCGAGCCGUUAGAAACAAGCACAAUUUCUCUAAAUUAUUUGGCGUAGUCAACGGUGCCAUAUUAAUAGCUAUAUCACUGUAUAUCGCAAUAGGGCUGUUAGGUUACCUAAAAUACGGCGAUGAGGUUGAAAGUGUGAUCACCCUAUCCCUGCCCGAUGAGCCGGUCUAUGAUAGUGUGCUAUUAAUGUACUCAUUGGCGGUCACCGUCUCAUAUCCGGUUCAGAUGUACGUCGCUAUACAACAACUGUGGCCUAGGAUUGAGUCCCGACUCCAGGCCCACAAAAUGGACUCAAAUUAUAUAAACGCUUCAAACUAUAUCUUACGGACAGUUUUGGUUAUCAUAACAUAUCGAAAGUAUGAUGACAGUACGAUCAAGGUAAAGGACAAUACUGAUGUCGUGUCGAUAGCUCAAAGCAGAGAAAUUGAGAUCACGCUGACAAAUGUGACCAAAAAUAUAUUCGGUGACUACCGGUGCAAAGUGGACUACUACUCGGCACUGGACAAGAAGUCAUCCCCUAAGGACUCCUACCAUAAGGUGUCAUUCGGUCGCACAGAUAACGGCACCUUUUGGCUCGACAACCAUAACAGUGCACUCACUUAUAGCUCAUCCCUAUUAGUGGUGUUCACGUCCCUUGUGGUGUACACUGUGUUUGGAAACAAUUUAUAA